CAAGCUACAAGCAGCAAGUGUUUUUGUUUUGCUGAGACAUACAAAAGUCAGUUACCAUAUUAAGCGCAAAGUAGACACAAUUAAGGUCUAGUGCGGUAAACAACUUAAAAGUCUAUCCAAAAGUAAUUAAUUCACAGAAAAGUUAUAAAUUUCCUACCUCAACCAUGAGUCACGCAGUCACGAUUACCCGUACCACCACAACCCAUUCAUCAACAACAUCGGCUCUUAUCAUUAAUACUGGCUAUAUGAAGACUAUUCCCGGUAUCCUAAAGCUUCUUCAACUGAUCAUUGGAGGCCUUUGUGUAUUCUUUGUCAGUUGGAACUUCUGGUCGACUUAUACAAGAAAUACAGAAUUGUUCUUCCUAUGCAUGGCUGUUGCGUUCUUUAUAGGGACGUUUUGUCUAUUAGUAUCUUGUUUAGUUUCCUUAAGCACUGGAGGAAUCAUUUCCAAGACCAUUUAUGAGCUCAUCUAUCAUUCAGUUGCAUUCAUCUUAUACUUAGUUGCUUCCAUAUUAUUAAUGAUGAAGGCCUCGGAUUAUCGUCUUUCAAGUUCGCAUCCAUUCAUGAUUGCUGCUAUACUUGGACUUAUCAACUCGGCAUUGUACUUAGUGAGCACCUUUUAUGCUCAACGCUCAUAUAGAGGAAUCUAAGAAGCUUGAAAUCUUUCGGACAUGACAGAGAUCGAAUGAGCACAAAUAUUACUUUGUCAAUGUGUUCUCAUCGCUUUUUUGAUAUUUUAAGAAUUUUUCGUACUCAUCGUCAAUAAUCUCGCUUACCAGUAAUUUUAAAGGAAACUAACAGCCGUGUCAUAUUUUUAAGGAAUUUGAAAUUAUCACUCUUUUAAUCAGUUGUAGUCCAGUUUUAGCACAUGAUAAUUGAGCAUAUUACGGUAAGUGUAAGUGCUCAGUUAAAUGAACUUUUUAAUCUGGACUAGAUCUUCAAAAAAAAACUUUAUUAAUCUAGUGAUUACCGGAACAGCAUUAAAGACCAACUUGUUGAUGCAAUUUUGGUAAAAUUUCAAAUUCCCAAUCAUUUUUUUGAGCUUAUUAAAGUAAAAAAGUUGUAUUUUG
Molecule: messenger RNA, 1070 nt
Organism: Chironomus riparius
Lineage: Eukaryota; Metazoa; Arthropoda; Insecta; Diptera; Chironomidae
Source: the annotation of a GenBank genome assembly